This is a messenger RNA of Drosophila yakuba, 1767 nucleotides long. RefSeq names its product pupal cuticle protein G1A (gene Cpr31A). Lineage: Eukaryota; Metazoa; Arthropoda; Insecta; Diptera; Drosophilidae. The transcript has 2 exons. Gene Ontology annotation, cellular component: extracellular matrix. The coding region runs from base 671 to 1708 and encodes 345 amino acids. The record is from RefSeq and is a predicted model, not a curated record.
GUGGAGAAAUAGUUGGCUUUAGGGACAGCUUGACAGCAAAUUUGGCGCUCCAUUGGCAUGCGCAUGUCGCCAAGAAAAACACGGUGACUUUCAAGUCCGCUGUGCGCCGACAGAGGGCGCUGCAAGGUGGCGAGCUGACAAUUGAAAAGUUAAUUGAACGCCACUCAAAUCGCAAUUAAUUACCAACUCGACGAGUAGGCCUACAAGGAAGCGCUGAACUUGACAUCGAAAAUCGAGCAGAAAGAGUCGAAACGAAACUGAAACCGAAAUCGACACUCAAUUCGAUGGCAGUACCAAAACCGUGGACAAAAAGACAAAUUACCUGAAACCAGUUUUGGCCCGCAAUUGUCAAAUUGUCAACCAAGAUGCCGAGACACUUUAGUACUUGUUACCGGUUUGCUCUUCGGUUAUUUCUCUUCUUUUUUGUAUUUGCCCCAUUCCGCUUUUGUUGAGGGCGCCACUUCUUUGGGGGGCUAAUUCUGACGCCCCAUAUAAAGUGACGUGCGUCGGGAGUGGUCGACAUCAUUAAGUCGACGUCUCUGCAAGACGGAUAUACUCGGACGGAUAUACUCGUGUAUAGUCGUCAGCCUGAAAGUCAUCGCAUCCUGUGCGGCACGUGCCACUUCAUCCUCGAGCAAACCCAGUCCAGUCCAAAGGAAGUGAUUCCACAAUGGCAGGCAAACUCCUGACUGUUUUCUCCCUUCUGGCCAUCACUGCAUCCUGUCGCGCAGGAUUCGCGGCCACCUAUGCCGGCUACCAUCCCGCCUACGCCACCUACCAGGCUCCAGCUGCCGUCUACCAUGCGGCUCCAGUGGCCCAGGCUGCUGUCUACCACCAGGCGGCUCCUGUCUUCGCCAAGACCUUUGUGCCAGCUGCUCCUGUGUACACCAGAUCCUAUGCCGUGCCCGCUCCAGUUGUGAAGGCGGUGGCUCCUGCUCCUCUCGCUCUGCCCCUUGCUGCUCCGGUGGUCAAGACCCUGGCUGCUACUCCCGUGGUUGCUGCUCCAGUGGUGAAAACUGUGGCUGCUGCUCCCGCGGUUCUAAAGCAGGUGGAGUUGGAGUCCUCUCCCCGCUACGACUUCUCCUACGGCGUCCACGACAGCAUCACCGGCGACAUCAAGAGCCAGGUGGAGACCCGUGACGGCGGCAACGUGGUGGGAUCCUACUCCGUCCUGGAUGCCGAUGGCUACAAGCGCACAGUGACCUACACCGCCGACGACAUCAACGGAUUCAAUGCGGUGGUUCAGCGGGAACCGGUUGUGGCUGCCCGUGCCGUGGCUGCUCCAGUGGUUUCCGUGGCUGCUCCAGCUCCAGUUCCCGUCCAUGUUGCCGCUCCCGUGGCCUCGCUGCCCGCUCCCAUCUACUAUCCCCACCAGCAGGUGUUCGCGCCCCAGCAGGUUCAACAGCAGGUUGCCGAGCAGCAGGGUGAGGUGGUGGAGGCUCCUGUGGCCCAACAGCCCGAGCUGGAACCCACUCCCAUUGACUACAACGAGGGUCAGCAACAGCAGCCGCAGCAGGAACAGCAGCAGCAGCAGCAGGAGCAGCAGCAAUCCUAUCCCCAGGAUCAGCAGUUCCCGCCCUUCUCUGGCCAAUCCUCUCCAGCUCCCGACAGCGAUGAUUCCGACGUGGUGGAGGCACGAUCUGCCCCGGAGGCCAACACCACCACCACCGCUGCUCCAGUGACGGAGGAGAACAAGAAGACGGACUAGAUUUGAUUGAAAACGGAAAUAUUGUUGAAAAAAUAAAUAAAUUACUUCGAGAAUGAUAA